AUGCCCAAAAGAACAAGAUCUCAACUUUCUAGAAAUAGUUCACAGGCUAGGGCAAUAAAAAUACGUCGUCAUGGAGAAUCUCAAUCAGAAACUGAAAAUCGUCUUGCAAGUCAGAGAGAAUACGCAGAUCAGCCAUCGUUGCGGUCCAACAUAGCUUCAACGCUAAACAUUGAUUUAAUUAAAGAACUACAGACCACACUGAACAGCCACAAUAUAUAA
Messenger RNA from Macrosiphum euphorbiae (potato aphid), 219 nucleotides. The record is from the annotation of a GenBank genome assembly. NCBI's taxonomy places the organism in Eukaryota, Metazoa, Arthropoda, Insecta, Hemiptera, Aphididae.